Molecule: messenger RNA, 1274 nt
Organism: Linum trigynum
Lineage: Eukaryota; Viridiplantae; Streptophyta; Magnoliopsida; Malpighiales; Linaceae
Source: the annotation of a GenBank genome assembly
CCCAGGAAUGGAACUGCAAAUCAAUAAUAAAAAAGCAGAAAUUCAAGAGCAAAUUAAGCUUUGAGCAACUAUAUUGUUUUUGCAGCAUCUAACUUACCUACUAUGUACUACUCUUACAUCUUAACUAUGCAAUUAAACACAGAGAAACAGAACCCUUUUUUUGAUUCUAUUCCCUUCCUCCGACCGCCGGAGGCUAUCAAAAAAGACAUAUAAUCAAACCUAAACAAAAAGAAAAUAAAAACUACUGUAGACGGAAUUAAUGAAAAAAGAAAUAACAAACCCAUAUAGAGGGGGGAAGAAAGAGGGGAGGGGGCAAAGUGGGAAAUGAAGGACAUUUAAAAAAAAACUAAUCUUCCGCUAUCGAAAUUAACAUCAAGUUCGCCGCCUUAGCCCUCGUCGUGAUAAGAAUUUUCCGGGUUCAGGUACUCGUUCAAAUCCGGUUUCUGCGAAAGCGACGGCUUUGCAUCGGUGGUUGUGGAGUAAGAGUGGUUGUCCUCGGCUUCGGAAGAUGAGGUGGGGUGUGGUAAAGGGCGGAGGAGGAGGUUUGGAGGGCGUCAACUUUGGCGCCAACCUUGGUGGCUUUCCUGUGGAUGUUGGCGGUGAAUACGUCGCCACCACGGACCUGGACCUCCUGGAAAAUCAAGUCGGGGAAGUUAAAGCGGGCCGAGGGCCCACAGAGGUAGUAGACGACGGUGUCGUAGGCACGCGCGGCGGCGACGGGCGUGGAGUGUCAAGCUCCAUGAGGAGAGAUGCAGAGAAGGAAGAAGAAGAUGAAAGGAAAUCCCCUGCUCUGCAACAGUCGACUGAAGAAAGAGGGAGAAUCCAACGCAACGUUUCACAUAAAGAAGAAAAAACAGAAACAAAUAGUAACAUAUUCUGUAUAUGAUUAUUUGUCUCUUUGUUAUUAGCUGUAGCUAGCAGUAGAAUGUCACUUGUCCCAUGUUAGAUGGAUGAGGCGGUUAUAGGUAGUUUGUCCUGUAGCUCUGUUUAUUUUAUAUAUAUCUCUGGAGCCUUAUUACAAUGGAAAUCAGAAAAUCAUUCCACAAAAUCUCACUACUCACAAUUAUUCUCAUGGUAUCAGAGCCUUUGGCUUACUUCACCUAGGGUUUUGUGACCUCCUAAAAAGUAGCAAUGGCGACCAAUCAAGAUGAUGCUUCUUCUACAACAACACGAGCUACCACUGGAGCCACAGAAGCGACGAAUGCAGCCCUUCACCAACAACGACAAGAAUUUGAUCCUUACUACGUAAACCCGAAUGAAAACCUGUCUCAAGG